Rotaria sp. Silwood2 is the source of this 5814-nucleotide messenger RNA. The record is from the annotation of a GenBank genome assembly. NCBI's taxonomy places the organism in Eukaryota, Metazoa, Rotifera, Eurotatoria, Philodinida, Philodinidae.
AUGAGAAAAUUCUUCAGUCAAAAAUCGAAACAUAAAACACACCAACACGCAACAUUGUCAACGACUACAUCAACAUUGGCAGGAUCAUCAUCACUUGUUGUGUCACCAUUAUCAUUUAAUAAAGAUGAUGAAACACAAAUAAUAUCAACAACGAAAAAAGAUAAAUCACAAACAACAUCUAGUCAUUCUCAAACUGCUACAACAAAUCAAGUUGAAAUAAACCCAACAGAUUUAUUAAAUAAUUCAACAUCAAAUGAUUCAGUAUCAUCAGAUGUAAUAAAUAAUAGUCAAUUGAAACAAGAUGAAAAUGAAGAAAAAUCAAAAAAAUUAUUUGUUGUUGUUUCAGACGUAGAUUCAACUUGUACUUCGUCAUUGUUACCAACAGUAUCAAAUGAAAAUCCCGAUUCUCAUUUAUUAAGUGUUAAUGAAUGUGAAUCAAAUGAACCGGAGACAACACUUCAACAACUACAACAACAACAGCAAUAUGCAUUAACACGUAAACGUUCAUCAACUGGUUCUGGUCAGCAUAUAGUUCGUUAUCGUGAACAAAAUUCAAAAAAAUUUGUUGAAGAACGUCUUCGUCGUCGUAGUUGGAUGGUAUCACAAAUACAAUUAUUAUCAACAUCAUCAAAUUGUCCGAAUAAUAUGUUAACAUCAAUGAAUAAUUCUCAAACAUCAGAUAUUUAUUCACAUAAUCAACAAACAAUGAAUUUAUUACGUUUACGUCGUCUUCGUUUUGGACAAUCAGAACCAAAUUUAAAUUCUUUACAAAUGAAUUAUUUCUAUCAAACAUCACCAUCACUUAAAUCAUCACCUCGUACAUCAUCAGCAACAACAAAUGAUAAUAAUAAUUCUCAUAAUAAUAAUACUAAUAAUAAUAAUCAUACUAAUUCAACAAAUCUUCAAUCAACAUCAUCACAACAACAACAACAACAACAUUUUUAUCCAUUCCCAUUACGUCGACCAAGUUCACGUCGUUCAAAUUUAUCCGGUUUAAAUUUAAUUAAUUUAAAAUAUGCUUUAAGAAAACAACUUUCACCACAACAACAACAACAACAACAACAAACAUUAUGUACAACAUCAUCAGAUAUACAAGAUACAACAAAAACAUCCAAUACAUUUAAUCCAUCAUCAACAAGUGCAUUUAAACCAAUAAAUAAUAUUGAUGAUAAUUCAAAUCGUCGAUGGUCAUUAACAUCAGCACCAUCAUCAAGUGGUUAUGGUACAACAACACCAAUAACAUGUCAUUCACAGGAAAGUUCACAAUAUUCAUCAUUUGAACGUCUUCAACAUCAUCAACAUCAUCAACAAGCACAACAACUAUGUACAUGUAAACAACAAACUAAUUUACCAAAUUCAAAUGAAGGAAGUUUAUUAAAUGUUAGUCCACAUGAUGAUUUUAUAUAUGGAAGUUUACAACGUUUAGAAUCACGUUCAAUAUCAAUGUCAAUGCUUGAUGCAAAUAUAUCAUCAUCACCAUGUAAAAUGAUGACUAUGCCUGAUCACGAUAUGAAUACAAUGGCAUAUAUAUAUAAAGAACGUUAUCCUAAAGCUAAAGUACAAAUGGAAGAACGUUUACAAAAUUUUAUUGAUACAUACAAACCAGUUGAUAAAUAUGAUUAUUGUUCUGAUGGUUCAGCUAGAUUUAUACAUAAUCAAAUAGUUGAAUUAGCUAAAGAUUGUUUAGAAAAAUCUCAUGAUGAUUUAAUAACAACAUCAUAUUUUAAUGAAAUGACAAAUAAUCUUGAAAGAUUAUUAUUAAAUACUAAAGAUAAAUGUCCACAAGCUAUUGAAAAUUUACAAGCAGUUGUACGAAAAUUAUUAUUAACAAUAGCUAGAUCAGCAAGAUUACUUGAAUGUUUAGAAUUUGAUCCUGAAGAUUUUUUACGUACAUUAGAUGAAGUUGAAUGUCAAGCAAAAAUUAAUGGAAAUAUUAAACAAGAUAUUCCAAAAUAUAUUUGUUCAAAACUUAAUCUUGAACGUAAUCCACUUGAUGUUAUUGAUAUAUUACAGGUCAAUGAACCUAAUAGUAAUAAUGAACAUCAAGAUACAAUUGAUCAUAAUACAAAUAUUGGAUUAUCUGAAAGUGAAAAUGAAUCAUUAACUGAUUCAAAUUAUUUAACAAUAACACCAAAUACAACAUUUCCAUUAAUUGAACAACCCUUAUCAACUAAAGCUCCAUGUGAAGAUGAUUUUGAAGUAAUUAAAUUAAUAUCAAAUGGUGCAUAUGGUGCUGUUCAUUUAGUAAAACAUCGUCAAACUCAAGAACGAUAUGCUAUGAAAAAAAUUUCUAAAACACAUCUUAUUUUACGUAAUCAAGUUGAACAAGCUUUUGUUGAACGUGAUAUAAUGACAUUUACAGAUAAUCCAUUUGUUGUUGCACUUAUAUGUACAUUUGAAACUAAAAAACAUUUAUGUCUUGUUAUGGAAUAUGUUGAAGGUGGAGAUGUUGCAACAUUAUUAAAAAAUAUUGGUGGACCAUUAAAUAUUGAUAUAGCACGUAUGUAUUUUGCUGAAACAACAUUAGCUGUUGAAUAUCUUCAUUCAUAUGGUAUUAUACAUCGUGAUCUUAAACCAGAUAAUCUUUUAAUAACAGCAGUUGGCCAUAUUAAAUUAACUGAUUUUGGUUUAUCAAAAAUUGGUUUAAUGUCAUUAACAACAAAUUUUUAUGAAAAACAUAUUGAUAAAGAAACAAAAGCAUUUAAUGAUAAACAAAUAUGUGGUACACCAUCAUAUAUAGCACCUGAAGUUAUAUUACGACAAGGUUAUGGUAAACCAGUUGAUUGGUGGAGUAUGGGAAUAAUAUUAUAUGAAUUUUUAGUUGGUGUACCACCAUUUACAGGUAAUACACCUGAUGAAUUAUUUGCUAAUGUUAUUAAUGGACAAAUCGAAUGGCCUGAUUUACUUGAUGAAUCAACACUUGAUUUAUCAUCAUCAACAUCAUAUGAUUCAUCGGAACAAUUUUUUUGUCCUGAAGCUAAAAAUUUAAUUGAACAAUUACUUGAACAUGAUCCAUCAAAACGUUUAGGUACAUUAGGUGGUGCAUAUGAAAUUCGUAUACAUCCAUUUUGUUCUUGUAUUAAUUGGAAUACAUUAUUACGUGAAAAAGCCGAUUUUGUACCAGUAUUAGAAUCACCUGAUGAUACAUCAUAUUUUGAUACAAGACAAGAUCGUUAUCAACAUUCAGAUGAUGAUGUUUUAUCAUCAACAACAAAUAAACAAACACAAAUAACAUCACCGGAUAAUGAUUCAGAUGUAUUAUUUGCAUCAUUUUCAUCGGUUUCAUUAAAAUAUGUUUCUGAAUUAUCAGGAACUCAUAAACAACGUCAUUCAAAUAAAACACCACAACAAGAUUCAACAACAACAAAUACAACAACAUCAGAAAUAUCAUCAACUGAUGUAUCAAGAGCGAACUCUUGUUCAGAAUGUUUUCCUUCAGAUAAUGUUAUACGAAUUAAUUCACCUAGUGCUUUUCAACCACUUAUUAUGACGCAAUCAAUGCCUAUUGAGACGGGUCAAAAAGUUCAACCAUCAUGUAUUCCACCAAACUUUGGCUCAGAUACAUUUGAACCAUUACUUGUCUCAUCGGAUGAUAAUUCUUCUGAAUCGUCAUCAGUUAAAAAAGAUUUAGAUACAUAUGCAUCAUCAGAUAAACUUUCAUUAUCAAAUGCAUGUAUAUCAAGAAAUUCUUCAUCAUCAUCUUCUCUAUCGUCGUCUUUACAAAUUUCAACAGUAACAACGACGAAUAUAGAUGAGAAGAAAACAAAUACAAUUACAACAAGUACACCAACACCACCACCAACAACAACAAAACAUCAUAAACAACGAAGAACAUCAGUUAAAUUACUUGAACAACAAAAUGCUAAUGAUAGUGGAGAUGAUAAUCAACAACAAAAAAUUAAAACACGUCAUUAUCAUCAUCAACAUCAUAAAAAAGUUCGAAAUCCUCGUACUUUAUCACCACUUGAACCAAAACAAUCAUCAACAUCACCAAUACCAACAACAAGUUUAAAUAUAUCUUCGAAUUCUAAAUCACAAGAUCUUAUUCAAUCAACAAAAUUAAAUAAUUCUCCAAUAUCAUCACAAAUAACACCUUCAGUUUCAAUAUCAAAUGAAACUGAAUUUAAAAAAUCAGCUUCAUCACAUUCACUUAUACCACCAUUAACAACAAAAACAAGUUCAUCAGUUCUAACAACUAAUUUAAAUAAACCGGUGAAAUUUAAUAAUCAACAACAACAACAACUGCAACAACAACAACAACAACAACAACAACAACGAAAUUUUCCACGAUCACUUUCAAAAUCAUUUUCAUCAUCAUCAUCAUCGUCAUCUCCACCACCAAUGUGUUUUAAUCAUCCAGAUGAUCGUUCUUAUCGUCAUACACAACGUCAUAAUAUGGCUGUAUCACCACUUGAACGUGAUACAACUCUUAAAGCACAACAACAAAAUUCAUUUUCAUCAUCAACUAUAUCACCUAUUCAUUCAAUAACAAAUAAUCUUCGACCACCAAUUAUUAUUCGUCGUGGUCCACGUAGUUUUGGUUUUACAUUACGUGCUGUUAAAGUCUUUCAUGGAAAUACAGAUUAUUAUACAACACAACAUGUUGUUGUUGCUGUUGAAGGUCCAGCUGAAGAAGCUGGUUUAAGACCAAAUGAUGUUAUAACUCAUGUUAAUGAACGUCCUGUUGCUGGUCUUUUACAUCCUGAAGUUGUUAAAUUAAUUUUAAGUGGUUCACCUAAAUUAUCUAUACGUGCUAUACCACGAUCUGAAACUCAAAUACGUACUGGUGGACGACGUCGUUCACCAUCAAAACAAAAAAUUCGUUAUCAACAACAACCAAAUCAACAAUAUGAUAAUAAAAAAAGUCAAACAAAUAAUAUUUAUCAUCAACCAUAUUGUCAAAAACAUCGACUAAAUUCAAUAGGAACUUCAACAAAUACAAAUUCAAAUAAUAGUAAUGGAAAUAAUUUAAAUAAAAAACAUCCACACAAUAAUUCAUUAUUUCGACGUUUAAGUGAAAGAAAAGUAGCUCGAGACAUGGAAGCAGCAGCUGCUGCUGGAGUAUCAUUAAUCAUUCCAACAACAUUAACAACCAAUACACACACAAAUAAUAUAUUAACAACAACAAACACAUCUAUAUUAUCAUCAUCUUUACCAUUACUUUCAUUCAAUCAAUUAACACAUGAUCAUAAUAAUGAUAGAUCAUUAACUAAAGCAUAUCAUCAAGUUCGUCCAAAUAUUCUUGAUUCAUCUGAAUGGCCACCACUUCAAGCACCACUUAAACCACCAAUAUCGAUGGCUACUGAACCAGAUUCUCCGCAACCAACUUUAUUGCCGUCUAUUGUUAGACAAAAAUCCCAAAUUUCAGUAUCACCUUUGGCUAAAUGUCCACCACUAUCAAGUAGUGGUUUAUCAGCAUCGAGUCAACCCGUACAUCCUUCUCUUUGCAAAACUUUAUCCGAGCCACCAAUACUUCCUCGUCAAACUAGCCAUGUUCAAUAUCCGUCACGAACAAUUCAUGAUGAACAUAAUCAUACACAAAAUUAUUUCUAUGCACCAAUGACUACAACACAUAAGAAAAAAGUUUUUCAUACAAAACCAGUUACGAUUACUGCUCCGACUGAUUCAUCAUUUAUAGUGGGAAAUAAUUUCAAUCAAAAUUCAUGUUAUAUCAAUAACGUUUAUUAUGAACAAUCAACUCGUUCAUCAUCAACAGAAUCAUCGACGAGUUCAACAUCAACACUUACACAUGUCGAUAAAUAUUCAUCUACCCCGGUCGUUAUUCCUACGAAGUUUUUCUAUCGACGAAGAUAG